Messenger RNA from Emiliania huxleyi CCMP1516, 564 nucleotides. RefSeq lists its product as hypothetical. The record is from RefSeq and is a predicted model, not a curated record. The transcript has a single exon. NCBI's taxonomy places the organism in Eukaryota, Haptophyta, Isochrysidales, Noelaerhabdaceae. Bases 1 to 564 code for a protein of 187 amino acids.
AUGGCUGCAGCUGCAGGGCUGGCUGCAGCUGCAGGGAUGGCUGCAGCUGCAGGGCUCGCGCCGGCGAGCCACACUUGGAACGCGGGGCAGGGGCCGAUGCAGCAGCCGCCGCCACACUUGCAGAUGCAGCAGCCGCCGCCGUCGCAGCCGCAGCAGCAACAACCGCAGCAGCAGAUGCAGGGCCAGAUGCAGAUGCAGCCGGCGCCGCAGCCAGCGCUGCAAGUCCAGCGCGAGCCCCAGCUGGUCAGCGAGCCGCAGCAAGGCCCGAAGCUGCCGCCGCAACGCAAGGCGCUGCCGGCCAGCUUGCGCCCGCAGAUGAUGCCGACGGCGGUCCGCGUGCAACGGCCUGCAGUGGCGAGGCCGCGGCCGGUCCCCGUCGCCUCUGCCCCCUUCGAGCCCGAGGCGGCGCUCCCGCAGCCAGAGGGGAGGGCGCCCGCCGCGGCAGCCGCUCAGCCGGAGCAGCCCGCCCCUCCCGCCGAGGCGGCGAGCGGCGGCGCGGCGCCGGACAGCUCCUCCUACGACGAGUUCGCGGCGGCGAUGAAGCAGCUCGGAGCGCUGCCCUGA